AUGUAUAAAGGAUUUUCUAGAAUAUUGGCUAUUUACUGCACUGAUAAAUUACAACCUUGUUUUUCUCCGUUUUUUAACUCAGUUUUAAGUACUCGUAAAUGGUAUCUCGGUAGUAUAGGUUAUGUUUGUAAGAGAACGAAAAAAUAUGAUAAAGGCCCUUCUGCUCUUUUUACGCCGGUACCAGUUAAACCAAAUCCCGAUGACAUAAAUAUAGGAGAAGAAUUUACGGGACGACUAAAGAAACAGGAUUUGUUAAAAAUUCUAAACAAAUUUUAUCAGAAACCGGAGGUUAGAUUGCUAGCUUCAGAAAAUGGUUUGGAUGAUCAGUUAUUGCAUCAGGCUUUUUUGUCAUUUAGAAGACAUUGCUUGGAACAUGAUUUACCUCCAGACUUGCACAUAACAAUAAGUGACAUUUUAAAUGGUGCUGGUCAUAUUGAUGAUUUAUUUCCAUAUUUUCUUCGGCACGCCAGAUUAGCAUUCCCACAUCUGGACUGUUUGGAUGAUUUGAAAAAAAUAUCAGAUCUGAGAACUCCUGCAAAUUGGUAUCCUCAGGCUCGUAAUUUAAAUAGAAAAAUUAUAUUUCAUGCUGGACCUACUAAUUCUGGAAAGACUUAUCAUGCUAUGGAGAGGUUCCUUAAAGCAAAGUCUGGUGUUUAUUGUGGACCAUUGAAAUUACUUGCUACUGAAAUAUAUCAUAAGUCUAACAGUAAAGGUACGCCAUGUGAUUUAAUUACUGGUGAAGAAAGGCGGCAUGCAUCACAAUACCAGACAAUAACAGAAAGCUUAGACAAUGAAGACAAUCCAGAGACUGAAAAUUAUCUAUUAAGCGAACCUGAGCUUACUCCGUCUAGUCAUGUUGCUUGUACAGUUGAGAUGACUUCUCUAAAUGAUACAUAUGAAGUUGCAAUUAUUGAUGAAAUCCAAAUGAUUGGGGACAGAGGCAGAGGCUGGGCGUGGACAAGAGCUGUGUUAGGACUACAAGCUGAUGAAAUUCAUUUGUGUGGGGAAGCUGGUGCAAUUAAUCUCAUAGAAGAAAUUUGUUAUACUACCGGUGAAGAAAUAGAGGUACGUACAUAUAAAAGACUAACAGAGCUCAAAGUGGAGGAUAGUGCAUUGGGCUCUUUGGACAAUGUGAAGCCGGGUGAUUGCAUAGUAUGCUUCAAUAAGAACGAUAUAUACAGUGUAAGCAGAGCCAUUGAACAGAGAGGUCAUGAAGUCGCGGUUAUAUACGGAAGCUUACCUCCUGGAACUAAAUUAGCGCAAGCGAAUAAGUUUAAUGAUCCGGAGAGUUCCUGUAAAGUAAUGGUUGCGACGGAUGCGAUCGGACUUGGUAUCAAUUUGAGUAUAAGAAGAAUAAUCUUCUAUUCCUUAAUUAAGCCUAUUGUCAAUGAAGAUGGUGACAAAGAAAUGGAUGUUAUCAGUAUAUCUCAAGCCUUACAAAUUGCCGGCAGAGCUGGCAGAUAUGGCAGCGCUUGGGAGACGGGUUACGUAACGGCGUUCAAACCGGAAGACUUGGCUACGUUAAAAACUUUGUUAUCUAAGCCAUCUGAUCCAGUGACGCAAGCGGGAUUGCAUCCGACCGCCGAACAAAUGGAGUUAUAUGCGUAUCACUUACCUCACGCGAGUCUCAGCAGCCUAAUGGACAUAUUUGUGCACCUGUGUACAGUGGACGACUCGUUAUACUUCAUGUGUAACACGGAGGCGUUCAAGUUCCUCGCGGAGAUGAUACAACAUGUUCCUUUACCCCUGCGAGCGCGAUACGUGUUCUGUUGCGCGCCCAUAAACAACAAGUUCCCUUUCGUGUGCGCCACUUUCCUCAAGAUGGUCCGUCAAUACAGUCGAAAUGAGCCAAUCACAAAGAGCUGGCUCAGCAAUGUAGUCGACUGGCCGCUGCCCUCACCGAAGACCAUAAUGGAUCUUGUCCAUUUGGAAGCUGUCUUCGAUGUUCUUGAACUUUACCUCUGGCUAAGUUACCGAUUCCCGGAUAUGUUCCCCGAUGUGAAACUCGUUCGAGAAAUGGAAACUGAAUUGGACGCGAUAAUACAGCAGGGUAUCUUCCAAAUAACGAGGUUACUAAGAAACUCGGAACAAGUACUGAAAGAGGGACACGAGAAUGUGGAGGUAUUAGGCCGAGGAAAGAAAUCUACACACGUACAUUCGAGAGGUGACGAAUCUAAAGGAAAACUGUCUGAAAUGCUGGUUGCGAAAGGCCUGAUCACGCCGCAGAUGUUAAAGAAACUUCAACAAGAACUCUCAGCAGACAACACGGAGAGGGGAAGGAAGAAAACGAACAACAGAAAUAGAAGAAAAUAA
Molecule: messenger RNA, 2313 nt
Organism: Parnassius apollo (apollo)
Lineage: Eukaryota; Metazoa; Arthropoda; Insecta; Lepidoptera; Papilionidae
Source: the annotation of a GenBank genome assembly